AUGAAAAGACACAAGUUUCAGAAAGUGUCAGCAUUACUACUUGGAGAAUAUGGCAGGUUUUAAACGAGGUUAUGAUGGAAAAAUUGCUGGAUUGUAUGAUUUGGAUAAAACCUUAGGCAGAGGGCAUUUUGCUGUGGUGAAGCUUGCCCGACAUGUAUUUACAGGUGAAAAAGUGGCAGUUAAAGUAAUUGACAAGACCAAGCUAGAUACUCUUGCCACAGGACAUCUUUUUCAAGAAGUCAGAUGCAUGAAACUAGUGCAACAUCCUAAUAUAGUUCGCCUGUAUGAAGUUAUUGACACCCAGACCAAACUUUAUCUGAUCUUAGAACUUGGUGAUGGAGGAGAUAUGUUUGAUUACAUCAUGAAACAUGAAGAAGGUCUUAAUGAAGAUCUGGCAAAGAAGUAUUUUGCUCAGAUUGUUCAUGCUAUAUCCUAUUGCCAUAAACUGCAUGUCGUUCACAGAGACUUAAAACCCGAAAACGUUGUCUUUUUUGAAAAACCAGGACUUGUGAAAUUAACUGAUUUUGGAUUUAGCAACAAAUUUCAGCCUGGAAAAAAACUCACAACAAGUUGUGGCUCUCUUGCAUAUUCUGCCCCUGAAAUUCUACUUGGAGAUGAAUACGAUGCACCUGCAGUAGAUAUAUGGAGCCUGGGAGUUAUUCUUUACAUGUUGGUAUGUGGACAACCACCUUUUCAAGAAGCAAAUGAUAGUGAAACUUUGACCAUGAUAAUGGAUUGUAAAUACACAGUACCAUCUCGGGUAUCCAAAGAAUGUAAAGAUUUAAUUACACGAAUGUUGCAAAGAGACCCAAAACAAAGGGCAUCUUUAGAAGAAAUUGAAAAUCAUACUUGGCUACAAGGAGUUGAUCCAUCACCUGCAACAAAAUACAAUAUUCCUUUGGUUUCAUACAAAAAUCUUUCAGAGGAGGAACACAAUAGCAUCAUACAACGCAUGGUUCUUGGAGACAUUGCAGAUCGAGACACUAUUGUGGAGGCUCUGGAAACUAACAAAUACGAUCAUAUCACUGCUACCUAUUUUUUACUAGCAGAGCGGAUUUUAAGAGAGAAACAAGAGAAAGAAAUACAAACCAGAUCAGCAAGUCCAAGCAAUAUAAAAGCACAAUUUAGGCAAUCAUGGCCAACAAAAAUUGAUGUUCCUCAAGAUUUAGAUGAUGACUUUACAGCUUCUCCUUUGACCCAUGGAGCUGUUGCUCAGUCUCCUGCUCGUAGUGCUGAAAAUGUUCUUAAUGGACACAGAAGUAAGGCACUUAAUGAUUCAGCCAACAAAGAGGAUAUUCCUGAAUUAGCUGGACCAACACUUUCAGUUGUUUCCUCAGUGAAUUUAAAACCUACAACUAGUAGUCGGAAGUGCUUGUUUAGAGUACAAGAAGAUGAAGAGGAGGAUGGUGAAGAUAAAAAACCUGUUUCCCUAUCAAAUCAAGUUGUUCUGCGUCAUAAACCUUCUGUUACAAGUCGUCUUACUUCCCGGAAAAGUGCCCCAGUCCUUAAUCAGAUUUUUGAGGAAGGGGAAUCUGAUGAUGAAUUUGAUACAGAUGAGAAUUUGCCUCCAAAACUUAGUCGGCUAAAAAUGAAUAUUGCUUCACCCAGCACUGUGCAUAAACAUGACCACAGAAGGAAAAGUCAGGGUCGUGGAUCUAGUUGCAGUAGCUCAGAAACAAGUGAUGAUGACUCAGAAAGCAGGCGAUGUCUAGAUAAAGAUAGUGGAUUUACUUACUCCUGGCAUAGAAGAGAUAGUAGCGAAGGUCCUCCUGGCAAUCAGGGAGAUGGAAGUGGACAAGGCAAACCAAGCAAUGGAAAUGGAGGGGUUGGCAAAACAAGUCCUGGUGAUAAUCAUAAAGAGGAUGGAAGUCCUUCCAGUAGCUCUAGUGGAAGCAUGAAUAACAAUUCAGGUUCCACUCACAGAUGUGCAGGAUCUGGUAAUUCUGUACAGUUGUCAUCAAGAAGUGCGUGUGAUGUGGUUGAAAGCCUCAAGUUGAUGAGCAUUUGUUUAGGUUCUCAGAUUCACAGUAGCACUAAGUACAUAAUUGACCCUCAAAACACCAUUUCAUUUUCCAGUGUUAAGGUGCAAGAGAAAUCAAUAUGGAAAAUGCGCAUAAGUUCUGGGAGUAUAAAUCCAGUUUCAUCUUUGGGCAGCAUAAAAUUGUUUUCUGACCAAAUGUCAGAUGCAGCAAAUGAGUUAGAACAAAUAAAGAACAAGAACUUGAAAAACAAUGUGCUACAACUACCUCUAUGUGAAAAAACAAUAUCUGUGAAUAUUCAGCAAGACCCAAAGGAGGGACUGUUACGUACAUUGGGUCAGACAACUUGCUGUCAUGUUGUUUGA
Molecule: messenger RNA, 2344 nt
Organism: Protobothrops mucrosquamatus (brown spotted pit viper)
Lineage: Eukaryota; Metazoa; Chordata; Lepidosauria; Squamata; Viperidae
Product: SNF-related serine/threonine-protein kinase-like
Exons: 5
Coding region: 50-2344 (764 amino acids)
Biological process (GO): microtubule cytoskeleton organization; intracellular signal transduction; protein phosphorylation
Cellular component (GO): cytoplasm
Molecular function (GO): protein serine/threonine kinase activity; tau-protein kinase activity; ATP binding
Source: RefSeq, a predicted model, not a curated record